AUGUUCUGCUGUGGGGUGACGUGGAGGUCGAUUUCCGCUCGAUUUCCGCCGUCCUGGAACCGAUUGUCCCACAUUUUUGGGGCGGGGUGAUUUUUUCUGAAAGGGUUGUCAAAAGAAUUGGGUGACAAACAAAUGCAGAUGUGCGUUGGAAAGCUCUUGCCAGUAGCUUUCGAAUGAGCCGUUCAAAGGCGGUGGGUUUGCUCUGGAUCAAGAGUUAUGGACCUAUUACCAUCGCCAGCGAAGGUACUUUACUCCACUGAAUCCUCCAUAUCUCGACAACUACGGCGAACCCACCGAAAAAAGUUGCAUUCUAUUUUAUGGCGUUGGUUCCAUUUCCGAACCUUGUUGACAACAUGCCGCAAAAAAUCAGAAACAAGAUUUUUCAAAAAAUUGCCCACAUCAGCCCCAACGGCUGGAAACAAAACAAGCUAGCGGUGCACGCACUGCACGCCCAUGACCUCCAUGCUUCGCCCUGAGGCCCAUGCGGCCAUCAGGGAAGCCCUGACUAGGCGUGGUUCUACGUUGACCGGUAAUGAUUGCUUCUGUCGGUUUCGGUUUGUCCACGAAGUUUGUUGUCCGUGUUUUUUUUCGACCGGCUGCGUUUCCCUCCCGGUCGAUGAGAUCGGUAGUAUUGGGCGUGAUGUACUGUAUGUAGAAGACUAGUUUUUGGCAAAUGUAGAAAGUAGUGCGAGGGAGUGUCGUCGAGUGUAAAUACAGGGUUUUCCCA
Ectocarpus sp. CCAP 1310/34 is the source of this 727-nucleotide messenger RNA. The record is from the annotation of a GenBank genome assembly. NCBI's taxonomy places the organism in Eukaryota, Phaeophyceae, Ectocarpales, Ectocarpaceae.